Molecule: messenger RNA, 987 nt
Organism: Corticium candelabrum
Lineage: Eukaryota; Metazoa; Porifera; Homoscleromorpha; Homosclerophorida; Plakinidae
Product: dual adapter for phosphotyrosine and 3-phosphotyrosine and 3-phosphoinositide-like
Exons: 1
Coding region: 37-828 (263 amino acids)
Source: RefSeq, a predicted model, not a curated record
CCUGCGCCCGUCCUGUAACCACCGCAACGCGCGUUGAUGCAACACACAAAUAGUAACAUAAUCCGGGAGUGUCCCAUCCGGGGACGUACGAAAAACCCCAUGGCAAACAGCGAGCUGAUUCAGCUUCCCUGGUUCCACACUAACUGUUCUCGUCAUGUGGCGGAGGGUCUACUCAUGGCCAACGGCAAGGAGGGCUCGUACCUGUUGCGCGAGAGCACGAGGACGCCCGGCGACUAUUCCCUCUCGGUGAGAUGCGCCGAGUCGGUCAAACACUUCCAGAUCGCCUGGGACGGCCGCAACUACACGUUCGGGAUGGGAAAGUUCGCGACACUUCGCGACUUCGCCGACCACUUCGAGAGUCAGCCGAUGAUAGGCGGGGAGUCGGGCGUACUGACACUACUGAGGUAUCCCUACCCGCGGCAUGUGGAGGAACCCUCGAAGUACGACACGGUGACAGUACACGCCGAGUUGGGAAGGUCAAUGGCACACGGUGAGAAAUCGAAUGACGUUCCACCGGUUUUAUCCAUCGCAUCGAAGGAGGGUUACCUCACCAAACUGGGAAAGAACGUCAAGAACUGGAAGACGCGUUGGUUUGUGCUGUACAAGAACGAGCUGCGUUACUACAAGACGAGGACGGAUAAGACUCCAAUCAGGGUCAUCGACCUGAAGACUUGUUCGGACAUCGCGCCCGAUCCACGUCAGGAGAAGUCGAAUUGUUUUCGUGUUGUCACCAAGACUCGGACUUUCUUUAUCUACGCGAGUUCAAGUCAAGAGAUGCACGAGUGGUUGGAGAUACUCAGAUGGAGACUCAAUCACGUGACAUCCUAGUGGGUCGUUUUCGUAUAAACGUUUUGUAUAUAUAUAUAUAUAUACAGUAUUUGCGAUCGAACUUUAUAUUGUUGAGCCACUCGUAUGUUGACUCGUUUAUAGUGUUGAGUUUAUGACUUGGUGGAAAGAGAUUUAGCUAUUUUAAUCAUUGAAAUUAAU